Molecule: messenger RNA, 1867 nt
Organism: Nicotiana tabacum (common tobacco)
Lineage: Eukaryota; Viridiplantae; Streptophyta; Magnoliopsida; Solanales; Solanaceae
Product: putative protein phosphatase 2C 65
Biological process (GO): protein dephosphorylation
Molecular function (GO): protein serine/threonine phosphatase activity
Source: RefSeq, a predicted model, not a curated record
UUUUAUUCUCCUCUAUUUGUUCCUUUAUUCCUCACAAAUCAUGAAUGUUUAUCUCAUGAGACAACAUUCUUGAUUUGUCCUCCUUAUUGUCUUUUGCCUCUUUGCCAAGAUAUUCAUAGGAAACUUGUAUUCUAAUUUCCAUUCCAUCUUCAAAAUUACUAUAGGAAUAAUCCAUUUUCCACAUUAGGAAAAGGACCAAAUUAACUAGUCAAUGGAUAAGAAAACUCUGCCUUUUGUUGAAUCUGAAAAUUAUAUGGAAUGGUUUUAAACUCCUGAGGCAAGAUUUACUUUUGAGGAGAUUAUAUUGCAGAAAAAAAUAUUAAAGAUGGGUGCAUGUUGUACCUGUCAAAGGGUACGGCAUUUUGAUCAAGAAAAUUAUCGUCACCAUUUUGUGGAGGAGAAAGAGGAGAAAGAUAUUAUUAUUGUUGAAGAUGAUAAUUAUAAUGGUAAUUUUGCAGGAAAGGGAGAUUUUGGUGCUCAUAUUAGGUUGCAUGGAUAUUCUAAGUUUGUAUCAAUGUAUAGUCAACAAGGUAAAAAAGGGAUUAAUCAAGAUGCCAUGACUGUUUGGGAGAACUUUGGUGGACAGAAAGGUACGUUCUUUUGUGGUGUAUUUGAUGGACAUGGUCCCUCCGGCCACAAAGUCGCGCGCUAUGUACGCGACUUGUUACCGGCGAAAAUUUCGUCAUCUUUAAAGGAGUCUAAUGAUGUGAGUGAUCAAAGAAGCACUGAAAAUGAUGAUGAAACUGAUCAGAACCCACUCUUUGCUACACUGAAAGCUGCAUUUCUCAAGUCCUUUAAGGAAAUGGAUGAAGAACUUGAGAAGGAACCUUCUAUUGAGAGUUAUUCCAGUGGCACAACAGCUGUUACUUUAUUUAAGAAGGGAGAACAUUUGUUAAUUGGAAACUUAGGGGAUUCUCGAGCUAUAAUUUGCACCAGGGAUGAGAAAAAUCAGCUUAUUUCUGAACAACUCACAGUGGACUUGAAGCCUCACAUUCCAAGUGAAUAUGAAAGAAUCAAAAGUUGCAAAGGAAGAGUAAUGGCAAUGGAACAAGAACCAAAUGUGUAUAGAGUUUGGAUGCCAGAUGAAGAUUGCCCUGGCUUGGCCAUGGCUAGAGCUUUUGGAGAUUUUUGCUUGAAAGAUUUUGGCCUCAUUUCAGUCCCGGAAGUGUAUUACAGAAAGCUUACUGAGAGAGACGAAUUUGUUGUAUUGGCAACUGAUGGGGUGUGGGAUGUUUUAAGCAACGAUGAAGUGAUGCGGAUAGUGGCUACAGCAAGAAAGCGAUCAAUGGCAGCAAGAUUGCUUGUGGAAUGUGCAGUUAGAGCCUGGAAAUACAAAUAUCCGCGCGCAAAGAUAGAUGAUUGUGCUGUAGUAUGUUUGUUCUUGAAACGCCAAAGGCCACUGUUAACCAAAUCAAUGUCCGAAGUUACUCAAUUGAGCUUCAACUAUACAGAGCUAGCAAACGAUCAAAAUUACCCUGACAACACCAAAACAGACGAUGGCCUUGAUACAUUGCUUAAUUUUCAAGUCGAAGAAGAUAAUGAUCAAGAUAUUGCUCGUGGACCUGAAGAUGGAUCGGAUAAUAUCGAUAAUAAGAAUUCAUCGACAGAGAAUACACAUAAUCAGGGCCGACGAAGAAGAUCUGGAAUGAAGUUUGUGUAUCCUGAUGAUCAUCAAUAAUGUAAGAGAAUAUAGGUUACUGGAAAUUGAAACCAAAUGCUUGUAUACAUAUAUAUAUAAGUGGCCAGAUUUUCUUCUAAGUGUUUAAUAUUUAUUAUUACAUAAUAUGUUGCUCUAUCAGUAAGAAUGUAAUAACUUAGAAUUUUAUUAUGUACAUAUCCUUUUGUGUCUAGUUCGUUAAAUCGAGUU